CUUUAGUCUUUAUUGAGAUCUGAAGUCUUCUCCUGACUGAUGGAUUAAAAGUACACACAUUUCCUUAGAGCUUGAGAGUUUAUAUCUAUUUUAUUAUCUAGAUCUAGAUACAUCUCUAAAUAUAAGCCAGUUUAUUUUAAAGUCUCACUAGAUCUUGUUUCUAGUAACUGCAAGUCCUUGUUGGUGUCUAACAAGUCUUGUAAUACUUGCGUUACUAUGGCAAUGAAUGAGGCAAAAGACAGGGUUCUGCAGCUGGAGAGUGCUAUUAAAAGACUGGACUCUGUUAAAAAACAUCUCAACAGAAAUGCCUCAGAUAUCAAAGCCAAAAUUCAUGCAAGUGUGAGUAGAAAUUUAGAAUGUCUGCGUGUUCGAGAAGUGAGUUUACUGAGUCAGGUUGAUAAUGUACUGAGUGUCAAAGAGGAGACCCUACAGCAGCAACAGGCAAGACUGAAUCAAGCCCUAGGUGUGCUGAAGACUGGGCUGUCAAUGGUACAAGAAGAUACAGCAUCAGAAAGACAGUUGGCAGAUACAUUGAAAAAAUUAAACAGAGUGGAACUUUCACCAGAGGAAACCCCCUACAUUUCCUUUAGAGCAGAUCAUGUUGAGCUGAGAGAUUCUAUUAUGAACUAUGGUAGAGUUGAUGCCAAUGGCCUGCCAUUAAUUACAGCAUUUGAUGACCCAGGAAACCCUUCAGCAAGUUUGCCCCGUCAUGUAGAGGAGUAUGAAGAUGUAGACCAUCAUGUCUUUUACAAAACUGUUGAGGAAAUCAAAAGGUCACAGUGUGCACCAGCCUCUUGUCAGAUUAAUGUAAAUAUACCCAAGCUGUCAACUCGUGUUGAGGAUUGGCUUCAGAAGAAGCUGCCCAAAGCUGAACCAGAGAGCAACAUGAAGUCCUUGCCUGCCACAAGGCCCAGCACUCUCAACAAAGCUGGAGAUGCCCCUACUGUAGGCCUGUCCUGCCACUCAACUCCUGGUAGCUCCUGCAGCCUCAACAACUGGCUGAGUAGCAUCAAGCAACACACAGACUUAGAGGAGGAGCAUGAUUUUGAGAUCAUAGACAACUCUUGCAAUCAAAAAGUUUUUGGUGAGAUAAACACCAGCAAGGUUCCUGCCAAAGUAACAAGUUCAGUGGAUGACAAUCUCAAAGUCUGGAUUCAUCCAAAGAGCCUGAUGAGCCCAAAAUUCACAAGCGAUGUCUUCAAACAUAUACCCACUGACAACAAGGUGUGGCUCCAGCAUUUCUGUAACCAAGUGACAAGCCUUGAGGACCUGAAGCACAGAGACAUGUUUGCCCACAUCAGUAAAGAUACCUCCACAUGGCUACGCUCCAGAGGACCCUGCAAACAACAAACUGCUGCCAGAGAUUUUUUCUCACACAUCCCCACAGACCAAAAGUUCUGGCUUAAGGACCAGAACCAUUCAAAUGGUUUGAAGAAAAGUGAAUUAACAGAGAAGAAAGUGGGAGUUCAGGAGGAUACAGCCAAGUGGCUGGCCCAGCCUUCUAGUGCUCUUAAGACUGGACCAGGUCAGGUUGAGGUGAAACCUGUUCACCUGCCAAAUCCUGCCAAAGUCUCAGCUGAGAGUCUACUAGACUCAUCCCCGGCCCCUAACCCAACAGAAUUAUUGCUACAAGAAUGGCUCUACAAACCUUCAUCAAAAUCUGUAACAAAAGCUGAGGAGGCUGUUGAAAAUUUUUUCAAGCAUAUACCCGAUGCCAGUAACUCAAUGUGGUUGACCAAGUCUACCCAGACCCCAUCUUGUCCACCAGAAGUUUCUGCAGACAAAGAUGAUUCCAACAAAUGGCUCCAGCUGAAAUCUCCGAAGCCGGCAGACGUGAAGUGUGUGACCUCUGACCUCUCUGACUGGCUGAUGGUGCCCAACCAGAUCCCGGAGAAACUGGAGGAGGAGAAAGAUGAAGGCUGGAGUGUCUGCUCUGAGCACACUGUCACCAGUGAUUGCUAUGCCAAAGAUGUGGCAGUUGCCGAUGAAUAUUUCAACAAGUGGCUUCUAUGAUAAUAAAAAAUCUGGGUAUCUAGUGUUGGUUAGAAAUCGGCCAUGUAACUUAAAAUACGUGAAAAUAGAAAAUGUUAGAUCAGUGGAAGUAUGGAAAUAAAAGCAGUUUUUUUUAACGUUAGAUUUGAAUAAGUUUUUUAACAGUACAGGCUUGGUAGUCAUUUUAUCAUGGUUUUCUAGUUCUUCACGUAUAACUUGAUGCAGGGAAUUUUUUAGCAGUAGGCAAUAGAAUGUUACUUUUUAAUUCACAUGGAAGCAUGCGUUUAAUUAAAACUUUUAUCAGGAUAAUUUUGCUUUUCUUUGCUUGAUCAACCAUAAAAAAAAAAUAUGGAAAAGUGUCAUAUUAGUCAUAAUAUAAUGUAUCAUCACAAUUAAAGAAGUGGCUUUUUCUCUUUCUUUAUGUUGUGAAAUAAUAUUCUAUUUAUUAACCUUUAUGUAUUUACUUGAUUUCUGUUGUACAUUUGUUUUUCAACACUUUAUUGCUCAUUGUAAUUGAGGUUUGUUUUUUUAAACUGCUGUAAAAUUUUGAGAAUUAAUCAAAUGGGGAAAAGUUGAUAAAAGUGUCCAUAAAUUUAUUGAUUGUGUUUUUUAUUUAGAUUGUCGCUGGGCUAAAAGCUGAAUGUUUACGGGCUAUACAUAAAUCUUCCCCUGAAAGUUGAAAAUUGUAGGUACAAGUUGAAAAAUUAAUUGUAUGGCCCAAAAAAAAGUAGACAAUCUUGUUUUAGCCAUUACUGUUGGAUAAGGUGGGUUUUUUUUUUUUUACAUUGAUGGUUGAACUACAUUGGCCAUAAAUUAACAGUUAGUUCAAGACAACUUGAAGUUUCAUCUAGUUAGAGAGAACUUGAUGGAUCAUACAUUAACAGCUAGAGAGAACUUGAUUUAUCAAAUGUUAACAGCUAUUUAGAACUUGAUUAAUCUUAUGUAAACAGAUAUUUUGAGAUUAGUAGCUUUAUGUAAAAUAAGAUAUGGGAGUAUUAUUUAAAAUACAAUACAUGCAAUACCGCUACAAAUCAAAAUUAUGCAGAAAAAAAACAAAAUUUUCCAUUUCCAGAUUGACCAACAAUUUUAAAAUGUUUCUUGUUUUACGAUUUGUUUGUUAAUUAAUCUUGUUGUUUGAUGAAUGUAAAAAACAAGUUUUAACUGGUGUAGAUAUGUCAAAGAAUUGUAAAGUUAUUACUACAGAGCUUUCCAUUACAUUUAGAUCUGUCAGGAGAUCCACUAAGUUGUUUCCAAUUUGACUAAUUCCGUUGUUUGGGUAAAGGAAUGUGCACUAAAAAGAUUUUAUUUUAAUCAAUUACUUUAUUUAUUUUAAAAUUUGAAUGUUUCUGUUUUGAAUUUAUUAUCUACAGAGUAAAGAUUUUUGUCAGUGUAACUGUACUUGUAAACAUUAUUUACAUGUCAUUUCUCACACUUUGUUUACAUGCUUCCUAAAGACACUGUCUUUAGGAAGCAUGGUGAGCUCUUUUUUAAUUAUUUCACCUCAAAUUAUUUUGUCAUAUAUUUACUGCCAAAUCAUAUUCAAAAAACAAUUUUGUUCACAUUUUAAUUGACUGCCAUAUUUUAAUACCCAAAUAAUAUUUUGUCACAUUGUAGCUGCUAAAGUUGAAAGAGAAGUCUAACAAUUUAAAUGCUAAUCUCUUACCCCAUUUAAAAUAACUACAGGGAGAUAAUCCAGAGUAUGAUGAUGUAAAAUCUCCAACUAUCAAAGGGAUGGACAUUUUUUUAUUAUCUUAUCUCUCAUUAUAAAUUUAAUUGAUACUGUUAAUCAAAUAGUAAAAGAAUUUUUUAUCAGUAUACACAUUGCCAUGUACAUAAGAAAAAAGCACUUUAAAAUAUUUUUUGUUAACUCCCCUUAUUCAUUUUAAUUGGCUGAAUCUAAUCAAUUUUUCAUUGUAGCCUUUUUACCUUCAUUUUAAAAAAAGAAUGCAUUUAAAAAUAAAAUUGCCUGUGAUCAGUAAAUUAUUUAAGAGAUGUAUGAAAGACACAUAAUUACUAAUAUUCCAUCUGCAUGUCGAAGACACUUGUAGACCAAUAUAAAGCAGAGGCUGUUAGUGUUUUAAAGUAAACUUAAAACUAAAAGCAUUUGUACGAGUUGCUGCCCCUUGUACUAUUGUCGUCGGCCCCGUCCCCCCAAAUGUUUAAUAAAG
Physella acuta is the source of this 4160-nucleotide messenger RNA. RefSeq lists its product as uncharacterized. Gene Ontology annotation, biological process: intracellular iron ion homeostasis; response to hormone. Gene Ontology annotation, molecular function: transcription coactivator activity. NCBI's taxonomy places the organism in Eukaryota, Metazoa, Mollusca, Gastropoda, Physidae. The record is from RefSeq and is a predicted model, not a curated record.